CGCCCAUGCGCCUGUCCCCAACACUACACACCAUGUCCAAGGUCUACGACAGCAUCAUCGUCGGCGCGGGGUGGAGCGGCGCCGUCGCCGCGCGCGAUCUCGCGCGGGCCGGCCGCUCCGUGCUCGUGCUCGAGGCGCGGGACCGUGUGGGCGGCCGCGCGUCCACCUGGGUCGGGAAGGACGGCGCCAAGGUCGAUAUCGGCUGCUCCUGGAUCCACGGGUACAACGAGGGCAGCCCCGCGCGGACGAUUGCGACUGAGUUGGGCGUGACCGCACACCUCCCCAAGCCGGUCGACGGGGUGAUCUACGGCCCCUCCGGCCCCCUGGCGGCCGACAAGGCCGCGUCGCUGCGCGUGCAGCUCGGCGCCGCGUUGGCAGCAUUCAAGACGCCGUUCCCUGCGCCCGCGCCGUCGCAGUCGCUCGCAAGCGCGCUCUUCGGCGCCGGCUCGCCGUUGACCACGUCCGACGGCGCCCUGGCGUCCGGCCUCGCGCGCUCCCUCGAGGUGCCGCUCGGGCUCAAGCUCGAGAAGGCGAGCCUGCGCUGGGCGGGGUGGGAGGGCGCGACAAACUUCUCUGGGUCCGACGCGGCCCCGGAGGGCGGGUACGAGGCGCUUGUCGCGUCGGUCGUUGCGCAGGCCGAGGCUGCUGGCGCGGUCGUCAAGCUCGGCAGCGCGGCCACGCAGGUCAAGGACGAGGGGGGUAAGGUUCAGGUGCAGGCCGGCGGCGAGACAUACACCGCCCGCACGGUCCUCUCGACGAUCCCCCUCGGCACGCUGAAAGCCGCGCCCAAGGACCUCUUCUCGCCGCCCCUCGACGCGCGCUACGCCGCCACAGUGGAGGGCACGCACGUCGGCGUGCUCGAGAAGCUGCUGCUCGCGUACCCUGCUGCGUGGUGGCCGCGCGCCACAGAAGUCGGGUCGUACACUUUCCUCCCGACGAAGGCAGAGGACAGCCUCGGCCCCAACUCGACGCUCCGCGACGUGUUCGACGCAAGCACAAUCAUCGCGGCAAACUUUGCCGGCCCGGCCCUGCCGAGCCCGAGCCCGAUCCUGCUCUCGUACCUCUCCGAGACGCCCGCGCGCGCCGCCCUGGCGCACUCGGAAGAGGACGUCGCGGCCGCGUUCCACGAGUUCCUUGUUGCUCGUUUGGGCGUUCCCGACGCGCCCAAGCCGUCCGAGAGCGCGCUGACGACGUGGCUCAACGACCCACUGUCGCGCGGCGCGACGACCACGCCUAGCAUCGUGUCUGACGGCGGCGAGCGCUCCCCGCUCGACUUCAAGGAGCUGUCCCGCCCGCUGUGGGACGGCCGGCUGGGCUUUGCCGGCGAGCACACCGAGAUUGAGAACCGCGGCAGCGUCGCCGGCGCGGUUAUUAGCGGACAGCGCGAGGCUGGGCGUAUUGAGCGCCUGCUCAACAAGCUCGACGCAAAGUAGAAGUAGAGCCAUAUGCAAUAGAGUGUUGUUGGUGCCAGUACGAGUUGAGAAGGAACAGGAGCAAAUGCCACACGUCACAGCCACAAGAAAGAUCAGUGCACAGACAUUGCCACACGUCGCCACACAACACAACACACACUCGCGCACUCGCCGCUGCGCGGCUCGUACGCUCCGCUGUACGGAUGACAUCGAUGCAUCACA
Vanrija pseudolonga is the source of this 1634-nucleotide messenger RNA. Its product is annotated as putative polyamine oxidase 4. Gene Ontology annotation, molecular function: flavin adenine dinucleotide binding; oxidoreductase activity; chromatin binding. The transcript has 2 exons. Gene Ontology annotation, biological process: positive regulation of transcription by RNA polymerase II; negative regulation of transcription by RNA polymerase II. Bases 6 to 1433 code for a protein of 475 amino acids. The record is from RefSeq and is a predicted model, not a curated record. NCBI's taxonomy places the organism in Eukaryota, Fungi, Basidiomycota, Tremellomycetes, Trichosporonales, Trichosporonaceae.